Molecule: messenger RNA, 3616 nt
Organism: Rhincodon typus (whale shark)
Lineage: Eukaryota; Metazoa; Chordata; Chondrichthyes; Orectolobiformes; Rhincodontidae
Gene: nol7
Product: nucleolar protein 7
Exons: 5
Coding region: 316-648 (110 amino acids)
Molecular function (GO): RNA binding
Source: RefSeq, a predicted model, not a curated record
GAAUUUUUGAUCAAAAUCCUACACAAUUUUGAAUACCUGUAUCCUCCUCUGCUCUAAAGAGAGCAGUCCCAGAUUUUCUGGUGUUUCCACCUAAUUGAAAUCCCUAAUCCCAGGUAUCAUUCUGGUAGAUUUCCUCUGUAAUUUCUCCAAGGCCUUGUCAUCCUGACAAAGUAUGGAAUCAGCCACUUUCUCGAAUUGGACAUACUAUUUUUAAUAUGCAAUUAGUUCAGUUUCUCUGGAAAGUAAUUUGGUAAGAAUGUCCCAAAUAUUUAAUUUUUGAGCAUGUUUAUUUUCGGCAAUGGUGGCUAGGAAGUGAUGAGGGGGACAAUGCAAUUACAGCAAGCUAAGUUUAAAUGUGACAAAAAAGGAAGUGCAAUUUUUAUUUGUAAUUAUGUUUUAAAAUAUUUCAGAGACAAAGCAUUGCUGAAGGAGAAAAGAAGAAGAAAGGAACAGUUAUUCAAAGAACAGAAGAAACGCAAGUUGCUUCCAGAUAAUAUUCUUGAAGCGAUCACUUCAGUCUCAGAUAAGAAUGACCAGACACCUGACUCGAGUAAAGAAGGUGAAGGCUGUGAUUCUAAGAAGCACCCUGAGGAGGAUAGUGGAUUGGAGGAAGAUGUUGAGGAGUGCUUGGAUACCAGAUUGGUUUGAGAUUCACCACACCUGGUACCAGUUACAUAACAUGCCAAAUGGGACUAUUGAUACCAAUUACCGAGCUACUCAAGAUUGGGCAUCCAUGAGGUGCUGUGAACCAUCAACAGCAGGACAAAUGUACUCCACAAUCUGAAACCUCAUGGCCUGGCAUAUCCCCACUCAACUAUUACAAUCAGGCCAAGAGAUCAGCCCUGGUUCAAUGGAGAGUGCAGGAGGGCAUGCCAGGAGUAGCACCAGGCGUACCUGAAAAUGAGAUGUCAACCUUGUGAAGCUACCAAAUAGGACCACUUGUAUGCCAAACAGUGUAAGCAACAAGUAAUAGACAAAACUAAGUGAUCCCACAAUCAAUGACUCACAUCUAAACUCUGUAGUCCUGAAUGGUGGUGGACAAUUAAACAAAUCACUGGAGGAAGAAGCUCCACAAAUAUUCCCAUCCUCAAUAAUGGAAGAGCCCAACACAUAAGUGCAAAAGUUAAGGCUGAAGCUUUCGCAGCAAUCUUCAGCUGGUAGUGCAAAAGGGAUGAUCCAUCUAAACCUCCUUAGUGGUCACCAGCAUUACAGAUACCAGUCUUUAGCCAAUUUGAUUCACCUGCAUGAUACCAAGAAAUGGUUCAUGGCACUGGAUACUACAAAAGCUAUGGGCCCUGAAACAGUUUGGCAAUAGUACUGAAGACUUGGGCUCUAGAACCUGCUGCUUCCAUAGUCCAGCUGUUCCAAUAUAGUUGCAACAUUGGCAUCUAACUGACAAUGUGGAAAAAUUGGCCAGGCAUGACCUGAGCACACAAAGCAGGACAAAUCCAACCCAGCCAGUUACUGUCCCAUCAGUCUACUCUCGAUCAUCAAUAAAGUGAUGAAGGUGUCAUCAACAGCGCUAUCAGGCGGCACCCGCUUGUUGAUGCCCAGUUUGGGUUCCACUAGGGCCACUCAGCUCCUGACCUCAUUACAGCCUUGAUUCAAAUGUGGACAAUAGAGCUGAAUUCCAGAGAUUAAGUGAGAGUGACAGCUCUUGAGAUCAAAGCCACAUUGGACCAAGUGUAGCAUCGAGGUGUCUGAGGAAAAACUGGAAUCAGUGGGUACCAGGGCAAACUCUCCGUUGAUUGGAGUCGUACCUGGUACAUAGGAAGAUGAUUUUGGAAGUCAGUCAAUUCAGCUUCAGAAUAUCUCUGCAAGAGUUCCUCAAGGUAGUGACCUAGGCCCAACCACCUUUAGCUGCUUCAACAAUCACCUUUCCUCCAUCAGUAGGUCAGAAGAGGGGAUGUUCGCUAAUGAUUGCACAAUGUUCAGCACCACUUGUGACUCCUCAUAUACUGAAGCAAUCCAUAUUCAAAUGCGACAAGAUCUGGAAAAUGUCCAGGCUUGGGUGGACAAGUGGCAAGUAACAUUCGCGUUACACAGAUGGCAGGCAAUGACUGUCUCCAAUAAGAGACAAUCUGAUCACUGCCCCUUGAUAUUCAAUGAUGUUACCAUCACUGAAAUUCCCCACAAUCAACAUUCUUGGAGUUACCAUUGACCAGAAACUCAACUGGACCUAUCACAUGAACACAGUGGCUACAAGAGCAGGUCAGAAGCUAGGAAUACUGCAGCAAGUAAUUCACCUACUGACUCCCCAAAGCCUAUCCACCAUCUACAAGGCACAAGUCAGGAGUGUGAUGGAAUGCCUGGCUGAGUGCAGCUCCAACAGCACUCAAGAAGCUUGACAUCAUCCAGGACAAAGCAGCCCAUUUGGUUAGCACCACAUCCACAAGCAUCCAUUCCCUCCACCAUUGAUGCUCAGUAGCAGCAUUGUGUACUAUCUACUUGAUGCAAUGCAGAAAUUUACCAUAGAUCCUUAGACAGCACCUUCCAAAUCCAUGACCACUUCCAUCUAGAAGGACAGGGGCAGAGGAACACCACCACCUGCAUGUUUGCCUCCAAGUUACUCAUCAUCCUGACUUGGAAAUAUAUCACCAUUCUUUCACAUUGCUGGGUCAAAAUCAUGGAAUUCCUCUCUAAGGGCAGUUUGGAUCAACCUACAGCAUGCAGACUGCAGAAGUUCAAGAAGGCAGCUCACUAUCACCUUCUCAAGGGAAACCAGAGAUGGGCAAUAGAAUGCUGGCCUGUCAGCAAUAUAUAUGUUGCACGAAUGAAUCUAGAAAAAAGAUUCUAUUUGUCCCCCUAGUUACUGAAUCCUUACAACUAUCAUUUGGACUUCUUCUACUCCUCCUUGCUUUGGAUAGUGUCCUGCUGCAAGGUGACUUGGGUUGCAUUCAUGCUGAUCCUCAUGGCUAUCUGUACAUUGUACCUGUUACAUAGGAUGACUUCCUAUGGACUCUUGAGCUCUAUCUCCUAGAUUUUCACUAUGCCAUCAGUCACAUCAAGCCCCAUUCUGAUACUACAUCUCUGUGAGAUGACUGAGGUCUGGAGCAAAUUUGCCAGAUUUUUGUGUUCUUGCAUGCGAUGUGGAUGUUGCUGACUACUCCCACAUAUACUGUCCAUCCCUAAUUGCCCUUGAAGGGGUGGUGCGACACAUUGUUGAAUCAUUGCAGUCAAUGCAGCAAAGGUGCAACUACAAAAUUGUUAGGAAGGGAGUUCCUCUCUCAUUUGUCAUUGUGUCUGAUUCAAAGACUCAGCUGAAGAGAUUCUAAACAGACACGUAACUGCAGAAGUGUUCAGUCAAUGCAGUCUGUCUUUUCAUAAAUCCUGCAGUCCAGACUUUGCCUUAUUGUAAUCCAGAUUGUGAUAUAAUUUAUACUUUUUAUUAGUUGUUUACUAUACAUUACUUAGUUAAUGUUGAUAGUGAAGCUGAUUUGGUUUGGCUUACUAUACCUGUAUGAUGAUAUAAUUGGCAGCUCAACACCAGGAUUUGGGAACAUGGACAAUGCAAGUCUGGUAUUGGAUUUUGCUACGCCUUGGUGCCUGUGACACUAAGUUUGUGUACAGACUUAAGAUGGCACUAGAACUUAUUAAAGAUUUUUUGUAAGUGUCA